AACGUCAUUCUCAUUCAUCCUGUUCCUCUCAAUAAGGAAGCUUCUACGUCACCAGAAAACGACGCCGUACCACCUGGUAUCGACAUCAUCAUCAUCAUCAUCAUCAUCAUCAUCACGCUCGCUGUAUAUCCAUACCCCAUCUAUCAGGAACCUUCACAAUUCAGCCAUGAACGAUAACACAUGAUCAUUCCAAACCCUAUAUCACAGUUUUCUUUUCCAGAAUAAAAUCUGGUUCAUUGCAAUUGCAAUCCCCAAAAACAAUUAGGGUUCAUAACAAAGAAUAAUCACCGAACCUGCACUUGAAAUUUGUUGCUGCAAUACAAAUUUUGUUCCAUUACGCUUCACACGUUCCUGAUUUGAGCGAUUUAUUGCUGCCAUAGCUUUGUUGUUGAUUGUAAUUUCAUAUUCAUGGCGACGAGUUUUGACCGGUGGGAAAAAGAUCCUUUCUUUAACGCCGCCGAAGAAGUUCAGGAAUCUGCAGACAGGAUGGAGUCUGCAUAUAGGACAUGUAUUCACGCGAAGAGAGAUCCGUCCUGCCCGUGGAACUCUGAUGAGCUCCGUCGAGAUCUGCAUACUGCCCUUGGCACUGCUAAAUGGCAGUUAGAUGAGUUUGAACGGGCGGUCAGGUCUAGUUAUGGAAAAAGCUCUGCGGAGGAUGCGAAAAUUAGGCACCGGGAUUUUAUUGUUGCUAUUGGUGACAAGAUUUCAAAAGUUGAGCAUUUUUUACAAGAAUCUUCUGUUGGUCCUUUAGGAGGUAGGAAGGCAUCUCUGCCUUGGGUGUCUCUGGAUCAAGGAGAACGAAACGAGCUUGCGUUGUUUCUUUCUGGAGCCCCAGCAGAUGGAGGCAAAAAUCAGCCGGCUAAAUGUAUCAGCAGAGACGGUGAAGAUUCCCAGUUAAGUGAUAGAGAUUCCUCGGAGGAGAAACCACCCGGUCAUCGCAGGGCAGCUAGUGCUGAUGCUGACAUUAGUUCUUGGAAAAUUGCUGUUUCGGAUGAUGUGCAACAAUCGACUUCCUCCAAUUGUUCUUCUGGUCCGAUGCAUAAGGUGGCUAGUCUCUCUGGAUUUCUUAAUUCCGUGGAAACCAUCUCUAAGUUGAAGUGGCCUAAGAAUGGUAAUAGAAAGCUGAAAGCGGUGAAUCAUUAUGAUGAAACUGAUAAACCACUACUACCUUCAACUCAACUUAAUGGGGGUGCCCAUGCAUGCUACUUGAAAACUAAGAGCAGCAUCGAUAGUUGUGAUGAAUGUUAUGAUAAGCAACUCCAAGGGUGGUAUGGGGCUAUUCACAGACAGCUUCAAAGAUCUCAAUACCAAAUGCAGUAUAAUCGGCCUUUUCAAAUAACCAUAUGGAUUGUUAUUCUCCUUUGCUUGAUUGUUUCAAUUGCUUUUUGUACAAUGUAGAAAGGAAGAUUUAUAGCAUGUUUGGAUCAGGAUGUUUCUCUCUAGAAUUAAUUUUAGCUAUAGAAUCAAUUCUAGAAGGAUUUCCAAACAUGCACUUAGAUACAUGAUCUAUCUAUCUCUGGUUGGUGGCUGAAGGGUAUGCAUGAUCUAUCGGUUUCUGGAUGGCGGCAAUAAUGGGGACGUACAAACAGUCAAAAGUCUUUUAAUACAAGUUCCUGUGGUAGAUGUUUUUGCAUAAGCAAGCGAGUGUUUCUUUUUUCUGUUUCUCGCUAGCAUACACGGUAUCUAUAACACAUAAAAGUGCUUUAUAGAAAUACUAUUUUGGGUGCUCUGUAACUGUAAUCACUUCCUUACUUUUUAUAUAUGUAUUUUUCGUUUUGUAACUCCUAUUUCAGAAUGAUCUGAUCAAGAGCUUUCUCAACUCUGUUCACAAGAUGUACAUGCCAAAGUGAGGCUUAAUAAAUAUUGUAAUGUAUAUCAUGCCUUCUCCAGAAAAAUUGGAGGGUUAAAGCCUAGAUUUGUCAAUAA
Molecule: messenger RNA, 1926 nt
Organism: Lotus japonicus
Lineage: Eukaryota; Viridiplantae; Streptophyta; Magnoliopsida; Fabales; Fabaceae
Exons: 5
Coding region: 409-1398 (329 amino acids)
Biological process (GO): Golgi vesicle transport
Cellular component (GO): membrane
Source: RefSeq, a predicted model, not a curated record